AGUCAUGCUGGGGCGCUGGGGCGCACUGGCGCCCGGCUGACUCGGUGCACCCAUGUCCAAUUGGGAGGACCCGGAUGUCAUUAUACCCUUGGUGGCGACGGGUGCUGUCAUCGGCGUGGCCGCCACCAUUUCUUGCACCGUGUGCUGCUUGCGGCGUGGCUGUUGUGGGCCCCGAGGCCUCAAAGAAGGCGACAUUCAAGCUUUGGAAACCUUCAACGAUAUCUAUCGCUUUCAGCAGAUUGACGUCGGAGAAGGAUUCUUUGAGAAGGUUGAGUCCUCUGCCUUUUGCAAGCUGCGGAGCUAUACCAGGUCUGCCAGACCUGUGCAUAAAUGGUCUUCCCUAAUGCCUGGCUUCUCCUCGGGCUUUCUGGUUGACGUGGCGAAGCAUGUCGACGAAGCCUUGCUGGCCUUUCAGCACCGCAUGUGGGAUGCCAAGGGCGAGUGGAUCUCUUACUUGCCCACCUUCCUGGUCGCUCAAGAGUGGCGGGAAUGGGCCAUGACUGAACUUCAGCGGAUUGAGGCCCCACACCUGGAGCACCGGGAAAUGUUGGACCGUCGGCUGCGGUGGAUCGCCAAUGCGCGAGAAGUGGCCAGGACUGAGAUUAUGGAGUUGCGACAAGCGGAGGGCUGGGAUGAAACGGAGGAGCUGUCCUUGCUCUCCGUGUUGCGACAGCAGGUCGGCCGGGAGCUGCGGCUGGUCUAUGACAGAUGGGAAACUUAUCAGCUCCAAGUGAGUUUCGCAGCCAACACUGAUAUGAUUAAUGGUUUUUUGAUCCAAUUCGUCCGAAGUGGCGUGCAGUUCUUGCGGAAGGUCAUCCGCCAGGACCGGAUCCAUGAGAAUGAGUUCAUCAAAGUGGUCGAGACGGGCGCCAUCAUUUCUAAGCCUUGCACCUUCUGCUGCGGCUUGAAGAACUGGCAAGCCCAUGCUUUAGAUCAUAAGAUUGAUGCGUGGCUGGCCGAGAUCAACAUCUUCGACCCGCAGUUCCCCGGGAACUUCCGCACCACCUUCUUCACCGACAAGCGCUUGAAGGAAUUGGAGGAAGGAACAGCAAAGGUUCGACCGUUAAAGCCGUUAAACCCUUUCGCGCCCUGGGAUGAGAGUCGGUUGGACUACGAGGAGCGGAAUUUGGCGAAGGAAGUGAUGGAUGCUUACUCUCCAGCGGACUUCGGACUCCAGGAGCAUGAGUUCAAGGUUCUGGUCCAGCGGAGUGUGACACUUCUGUCUGCCUUAAAGUAUUGCACAGUCAGCAUCAUGGUUUUAGAGUCGCUGAAGAAUUUCGCUGUCCUGGGAGGUGCCAUUUUCUUGGCUGCCAAGAUGAGCACGGAGCAUGUCAUGGAAAUCUUGAAGUUUGUUGGGCUUGCCGUGGAUUCUGCAGAGAGUGAUCUGGUGGCCGUGGCGGACCUGGCACAGUCUGGCUGGUCCAACCUGCGCCGCACCGAUCGAGAAAGCCACUGGUCGAACACCACGCCGGUGGACAACGUGCGAGCCGCUCUUCAUAUCAAAUCGGAUAUGGUGCGCACGGCGCGGGACGCCCAAGAAACCGUGAAGGUCUUAAAGGCUGAAACCAUGAGCGCAGAGAAGGUCGACGAGGAUCAGAUCGAGGACAAGCUCCAACACGAGCUGGAGUUCCACUUGCACCUUUGGGAGCUCAUCAGCAAGCACUUCGAGAAGCAGAAGAAGAAGAAGUCACGGAGCACUGAGGAGGCCGAGGCCGAGGACCAGGCUCUCACCAUGAUCAUUUGAGACACUUGGAUGCGUGACGCCUGGGCAGCAGAUGUGCCUGACAAAUCGGCCGAACCUCGCCAUGGCGGCUGAUGGGUCAAAAGCGAGACCAUGAGGCCAAACCAACCUGGACCAUGAGG
Durusdinium trenchii is the source of this 1863-nucleotide messenger RNA. Lineage: Eukaryota; Dinophyceae; Suessiales; Symbiodiniaceae. The record is from the annotation of a GenBank genome assembly.